Messenger RNA from Drosophila simulans, 815 nucleotides. RefSeq lists its product as uncharacterized. The transcript has a single exon. NCBI's taxonomy places the organism in Eukaryota, Metazoa, Arthropoda, Insecta, Diptera, Drosophilidae. Gene Ontology annotation, biological process: cristae formation. The record is from RefSeq and is a predicted model, not a curated record. Gene Ontology annotation, cellular component: mitochondrial crista junction; MICOS complex. The coding region runs from base 1 to 726 and encodes 241 amino acids.
AUGGUUGUGGGCCUGAUUUUGCGAGCGGGCGUUGUCUACGCUGUGGUAAUGGUCACCAAGAACUACGGCGUGUGGGAAUCGCCAACCAAGACGCAGGAUGUGUACGAUGAAACCGUGGAGCGCAUCGAACCCUACGCCGAUCGGGCGCGACGUAAACUAAAUAUGUGUCCGCCUAGGCCACCACCGGAAGGAGAAUGGUCCUUCUUUGGCGUCUACUACUACAACAAGUUAGUUAAAUCGGUUUUCGACUUACUAAGCGUCUUUCCCGCUGGACUGGCUGCGUUUUUGGAGAAAGUGCCAAGCUUUGUCAACGCUUUCAACGAAACCAUUCAAAAGUACAUUAAGGAGAGCCAGUCCAAGAAGAAAGAAAUAACGAUAUCCAAGGGACAGCUGGACGAGACUCCUCUGGUCAGACCUCCCGGACUGGUGCCACCGCAUUGCAAAGACAAGAACUGCCCGAAGGCUCCUCUGAUUCCACCAGGAUGCGACCGGAACAGGGAUAGCUUUAUCUACGAGCCACGAUUACCCAAAAAGCCACCGUGUGAGUGCGCCAAGUGCAAGCAACGUCAGGCGGAGAAUUGGAAGGACAACAAACGCAAGUGCCCCAGAAUACCUAGCAGUGAAGCCAAGUGUAGAUGUGGAGAGGGACCUCAGUCAGAAGCCCGCUCGGAGCCCAUCAAAUCCUGCAAACAGUGCCGAAAGACACCUCGAGAAACCUCUACCUAGAAAUCCCCUGAACCAAAUCUCCUCAGACCAUUGACCAAAUUUAUUGUACCAUCACCUAGACAAUAUAAAUUUGAUUGCUUUCUUGUAAA